CCACCCCCAGCACUCGAUUAUCAGGAAGUGUCUCCAGGAGACGCCGGCUGAGCGGCCAGUCGGAGAGGGGCGGCGGCGGCGGCGGGCAGCUUGGGCGCGGUGGCAUCAUGGAGCACAUUCGCACCACGAAGGUCGAACAGGUGAAAUUAUUAGAUCGUUUCAGCACAAACAUCAAGUCACAAACAGGAACGCUCUAUCUCACAGCAACUCACCUGUUAUUUAUAGACUCGAGCCAGAAAGAGACAUGGAUACUGCACCAUCAUAUUGCUGCGGUAGAGAAACUCGCCUUGACCACGUCCGGCUGCCCCCUGGUGAUCCAGUGCAAGAACUUCAGGAUAGUUCACUUCAUUGUUCCCAGAGAAAGGGACUGCCAUGAUAUUUAUAACUCCUUGCUUCAGCUGUCAAAACCAGCAAGAUACGACGAACUGUAUGCCUUCUCAUACAACCCAAAGCAAAAGGAGGAAGAGAGAGUGCAAGGCUGGCAGCUCAUAGACCUUGCAGAAGAGUACAACCGGAUGGACGUGCCUAACUCUGACUGGCAGUUAUCAGAUGCAAAUCGGGAUUACAAGAUCUGUGAAACAUAUCCCAGAGACCUUUAUGUUCCCAGGAGUGCAAGCAAGCCCAUCAUUGUUGGCAGUUCUAAGUUCCGAAGUAAAGGAAGGUUUCCUGUGCUGUCAUAUUAUCAUAAAGAUAAUGAGGCUGCCAUUUGCAGAUGUAGUCAGCCUCUCUCGGGAUUCAGCGCCAGGUGUCUGGAGGAUGAGCACAUGUUGCAAGCGAUCAGCAAAGCCAAUCCCAAUAAUUGCUAUAUGUAUGUUGUGGACACCAGGCCUAAACUGAAUGCACUGGCCAACAGAGCAGCAGGUAAAGGCUAUGAGAAUGAAGACAACUAUUCUAAUAUUAGAUUCCAGUUUGUUGGUAUCGAAAACAUCCAUGUAAUGAGAUCCAGCCUGCAGAAACUUUUGGAAGCUUUCAACAACACGUGUAGUUCAGCAUCCUCUCUUGCACAGCCCCCAUGGGAUGUAGAUGAAACUCUGGGAAGAAAAGUCUGUGGGACCAGGGGCCUGUCGGUCAAUGAUUUUCUGUCUGGUUUGGAGAGCUGCGGAUGGCUGCGACACAUCAAAGCCGUGUUGGAUGCUGCUAUCUUCUUAGCCAAAGCCAUAGCUUUGGAGAGUGCAAGUGUGCUAGUGCAUUGCUCUGACGGCUGGGACCGGACGUCUCAAGUGUGUUCUCUGGGAUCUCUGUUGUUGGAUCCCUUUUAUAGAACAAUGAAAGGCUUUAUGGUUUUGAUAGAAAAAGACUGGAUUGCGUUUGGGCACAAAUUUUCAGACAGAUGCGGUCAGCUGGAUGGAGACCCAAAGGAAAUCUCUCCCGUGUUCGCUCAGUUUUUAGAAAGCGUCUGGCACCUGACGGAGCAGUUUCCACAAGCCUUUGAGUUCAAUGAGGCUUUUCUCCUUCAGAUCCAUGAACACGUCCAUUCCUGCCAGUUCGGAAACUUCAUUGGGAACUGCCAGAAAGAACGAGAAGAGCUCAGAUUGAAAGAGAAGACGUAUUCACUGUGGCCUUUCCUUCUGGAUGAAUGCAAGAAGUACCUAAACCCCAUCUAUAAUGAGAAUUUUUCUCAGUCGCUCACAAUUCUGGAGCCUGACACAGUAUCAUUUAAUUUUAAGUUCUGGAGGAACAUGUAUCAUCAGUUUGAUCACACCAUGCAUCCCCGGCAAUCCGUAGUCAGCCAGGUCAUGAGCAUGAGUGAGCAAAAUAAGCUGCUGGAGAAAGACAUUAAGGAACUGGAAGCUAAAUUAGGUCACUGUGUAAACAAGGAGCUGGAUGUGGCCUUCACCAAGGAACCUUUGCGGCCUGCGUCACCAGUUCUUAAGACAUCCCAGUGCUUUAAGAAAGAGCAGCCUCUUCUACAUGGGAAUGACUGUAUUCGAACAAUAGAGGGCUCCAACGCAGCAGACAAUCGGUACAGCGAGUAUAUGGAAGAGCUCUCCAAGACAGAGCCUGGCGUUGUCAGUCUGGAGUAUGGAGUGGCAAAAAUGACGUGUUAAAUGUCACACGGAGUAUCGCCGUCUCUUUCUGAAAAUACUGACGGCGCAUUGUGAGACUGGUCUCUUGGAGCGUGACCAAAAACCGGAUUUGUGUAAAGGAGAGCCUCAUUGAUGUAGACUAGCAUGGCACACGGGUUGCUAAGGAGAAAUGCUGUUCUUGUGAGAAGUAACUGAGUUUAACAAUACCGAAAGGAAUGUGGAGAAUUUAGUAAAAACUUUUUUUGGCUUAAAGAAAUGAGGAAUGGAAGUUGUUGUACGUGUCUAGAGGAUAACAAACUUUAGUUUGCACUAGAUAACUUGGAAUGUUAUUUAAUAUAUCAAUUGCCAAAUGGUUUAAUGGGCUUUGAAGAUCUACUUCUAGGACACAACAGAAUAGUUACCGGGGCCGCUGAAAGUAUAUGUAUAUAGAUAGAAUGUACUGUGUAUGUGUACUCCUAUUUAAUCUGUUGCUAAUUUUGAUGUCUCAUGUUGCCAUUGAAAGUACUGUAUAUCACAUGCAAAAGAUGGAAACUUAUCAUCCCAAGUUCAUAGCAUGAUGUUUGGAGACACAUGAGAGAGGCACUCAGCAGGGUCUAAGUUUGCAUUGGUAACUCUGGAAUUCCAGAUCUCCCCUGCCUCUUGAAAACUCCUUUUACAAAAAUCAGGAAAACUACCCCUAAGGGCUGUGAAUCUUCUGCAGAAAUCUAGCUACAAGCCUUAUAGUUACGUUCCAAAAUCCAUGCAAGGACAAUGACAUCAAAAGUGUCACCAUAUAGCAUGCAGGCCUUUGAGUUUUCAAGAGCACUUUCAAGUUCUGGAGAAGUACUGGAUAACUUGAAAGCUUUACGUAACAUUUUGGAACAUUCUGAUUGGCCAAAUAAAAGCCACUGGCCCAAUAUGGAUUUAAAAUUUGCCUUUUAUGUGCCAACACAACAGUCUUUACAUUUAUGUAAUUGUGUGUAUUCCUACAAAGAGCCAAAACAUUAGUGUGGGAUGGAUGGGUGUUCAUCUCAAUGAUAGCAAAUGUGGUUCUCAUUUUUUGUGUGUGUUUCUUUCAGAUCAGUCAGGUUUCAGAGUUUUUGAAAGAAUUAGAUAUUGUAAGCUAAUCAAACAAAAGGAAUGUUGUAGAAGCAGUAUCUGUUUUUCUGAGUUUGAUCAAAUUAACGUUGUCUGCAGGGUUUUUGUUCAGUUUGCAAAUCUUUCUUAAAAUAAAUUUGGGGAUUUUUUUUUAAAGCACCUUACUUUUAAUCAGUAGAAGAACUAGGUAAAUGAAAUCGUCAAAUAAGUCUCCUUGGAUAGCUAAGGAGGCAGCCGCUCUUUGUUGUGAAUGGAGAAGAAACCAUAAACUUUAGGUUUGCAGGCCAGCUGGCUGCACGUUUUCUAAAUCCACUUGCUUUAAAAACCUGAUAAUGCUCAUAUCCUCAGGAUACAGGAUGCCACCUGGGAUUGAACUGAUCUCUAGUUAACUAACAAGAAGGGUUGGUUAGGAGGACUAUACUGUUCCCCUCUCGCAUAUAGGCAAAUCAAAUGUAUCCCCCGAUAUCAUUGUCUCGGCUUCAUCAGAAAAGAGAAUGGAUUUGCUUUCAGCCUGUGGUCCUGCUUCUGUUCACAUUUUUCACGUUAGUUUUUAUUGUCUUAAUGAAGGAAAUGAAAUGAGCUUUGAGAGCCAAGAUUAUAAACAUGCAGGCCUUGGGGUAUUAUGCUCCCUAGGUGGUAUGGUAGGCUAAUUUGUACCUGAGGGAUCAAAUGCUUAUUUGGCUCAGAGUGAAAAUUAGUUUAGAUUUGCUCUAAUCCCUGAAGGCUUUUGAUCAAAACUGCCAAUACGCAGCAUGGAGCUUGACACAGUUGGCCGUGUUUCCCUCUUCCCUAGUUGGGAUCCAGGCUGUAGCAGCAAGGGCAAUGCAGGUCAUGACUUAAUGGAGUUGGCAAAAUUGUAUACGGGAGGAAAAGCAUUCACCUUUCUAAGUGGUUGCUGGUUUUGUAUUGUAAUAUGUUUAAAGAGGGAACAAUGUGAAGGCUAUUUUUCAACGUCGUCUUGGUGGUAGAUGUUCUUGUCCACGGCUGGUUGGUGGGGUGGGAUCCUGCAUUCAGUGUAGUAAAUACAGUAAAACUGUACAUUCUCAUGUCUUCUGCCACUUUAGUGGAUGUUGCAUUGAAACCGACUUUCUGAAAGUACGAGGACAGAAAUAUGUGCCUUCUGGUUGUUUUCCCCUCUCCCGUUUUAUGCUGUGGACAUCUCCCUGUGUUACCAUAAACACUGAAAAUACAAUACUAAAUGUUGCCGUAA
Molecule: messenger RNA, 4314 nt
Organism: Podarcis muralis (Common wall lizard)
Lineage: Eukaryota; Metazoa; Chordata; Lepidosauria; Squamata; Lacertidae
Gene: MTMR6
Product: myotubularin related protein 6
Biological process (GO): phosphatidylinositol dephosphorylation
Cellular component (GO): nuclear envelope; cytoplasm
Molecular function (GO): phosphatidylinositol-3,5-bisphosphate phosphatase activity; phosphatidylinositol-3-phosphate phosphatase activity
Source: RefSeq, a predicted model, not a curated record